AUGAAGCUUCAGAAGAAGCCUCAUGUGCUGGACGUACAGGGGGUCAGACGAAUUGUGCAUCUCUACGGGUCCACGGCGAUGUUUGCAAACGAGCUCGAGUCCCAAGGGUUUGAGCCAGAAGUUGGUGGCCCGAUCACAGCAGAAAAAGCUUUUGCGCUACUGCAACAGUACCCCCAACCUUUCCAUUCCAAACAACUUCCCUUCCGACUUGAUCUUGGUUGGGACAUCAAGGAAACAUUACACGAUACCCACGAGGAGGAUUCCGACACCGAAAACCUACCUGCGUCGCGUGCGCAAGAACUUUUUACCACUCCACAUCGCGCAAACAAAAUGCCGCCUCCCAAGACCAGCACAGGCAAAAGGCGUGCGGUCGAUAAAGACUCGCCGUCCAAUGAGCUCCACGAGAGCAUCGAUACCCCAGACGACGUUUUGGCCGUACAUUCAAUCACGGUCUUUGCAAAGGAGACUUGCCGUGCAGAGAAAGAGCUCGGGUUCCUCUACGAGCUCCAUCCCGACGCGGCUUUUUUGAAGACCUGCGCCGAGGCGGUUAAAGUGCUCCCAGAGCAGAUCAAGGUUGUUGACGGCAUUAUUGAGCGAUAUAGCAAUAAGCCAUCCCAGCAAAGCUCGCUUUCCUUUCUUGAUCGAGUCAAGAAUACUUUGCCUGGCGCGACGUCCCCUAAGAACCGUGACUGUUUUAUAGUCGACCAGCCAAACCCAUUUUCCACACCGCAGAACAACCCAUACGCGUUUUCAGUGGCCAGCCCACGUAUCGACCGGGGUUCGCCCUCCCAACCUGUCUCUCCUUACGCGCCGCGUCCCGAGCACCGUGUCACCCAGACCCAAGAGACCAAUGCCGAAUUCUACAAGGACCUUGCUCAGGACCUGGCCAAACUUGCCGAGCCGAACUCCAUUUCUCACUAUGGCGAGCCGAAACGUGUGACUGUCGAGGGCAGUGGCAAGAUCACGUUGUUCCUCAACGACUCUCGCAUCGGUGAUCUUGCGACUACGUCCCUGAACUUUUGGGCAGGUGUCCUGCAAAUGCAGGACAUUAAGACUCGAUUUGGCUUCCAAACCAAGGAGGACGGGACCCUACAGCGGGAAAUCCCCGACCAAGCUUUCCAAGUCGCCGCUUCUCGUUACGCAGCCUUGGACUUCAGUACAGUCAGCCGCAAACUCGGCCGAACUGUUGCUUUCUAUCGUCGGGAGCCCAUCAGCAAGCGAGGGAAGCUUACAAGCAGGGACGUGCAGAAAGACCUUGCGAAGCUCACUGAUGAUGAUCUCUCCAUGAUCAUGGGAUUCCACCCCGACCAAUCACCCCUCGGAAAUGCGUCUGGCAUUCGGCUGAUUGAGUUGUAA
This is a messenger RNA of Diaporthe amygdali, 1356 nucleotides long. RefSeq lists its product as uncharacterized. Bases 1 to 1356 code for a protein of 451 amino acids. The record is from RefSeq and is a predicted model, not a curated record. The transcript has 3 exons. Lineage: Eukaryota; Fungi; Ascomycota; Sordariomycetes; Diaporthales; Diaporthaceae.